AUGGCUCGUUUGCUGUCACAAACCUUAAUCCACACCGGAAGAUUCCUUCUCCGCCGCUUCUCAGAACCGCCACCGGCGGUUUCUCUGUCACUGAGUCGCGUCUGCUUCCACCGUCACUAUUCGUCGAAGUCCCUUUCUCUCGUUUCUCCACUUGGAUCUCCCUCUUCUUCUCUCUUCACCCCUCCAGCAUUAUGUAAAUUCUCCGCUUUCUCAUCUUCCGCAACAACGAUCGAAGUUCAAUCUACAGAGCAUGAAGUGGUGAUUGCUUUAGGAAGCAACAUCGGAAACCGGAUGAACAAUUUCAGAGAAGCUCUCCGAUUGAUGAAGCUUAGCGGCAUUUCCGUAACCAGGCACAGCUGCUUAUACGAAACAGCUCCCGUUCACAUCACAGACCAACCCAAAUUUCUCAACGCUGCAGUGAGAGGCGUCACCAAGCUCGGACCUCACGAGCUAUUAACCGUUCUCAAAACCAUCGAGAAAGACAUGGGACGUGAAGACGGUAUACGUUACGGACCAAGACCACUCGACUUAGACAUAUUGUUCUAUGGAAAUCUGAGGGUAAACUCUGAGAAUCUAAUCAUACCACAUGAGAGACUCUGGGAGAGAUCAUUUGUGUUAGCUCCUUUGGUUGAUCUGCUUGGAACAAACGUUGAUAACGACACAGUUGCGCAUUGGCACUCGCUGGCUUUACAUCCAGGAGGGAUUCUCCAAGCGUGGGAGAGGUUAGGUGGAGAGUCACUGAUUGGUCAAGAUGGUGUGAAGAGAGUUUUACCAAUAGGAGAUAAGCUUUGGGAUUUCACUAGCAGAACUCAUGUGAUGGGUAUACUUAACCUUACACCUGAUAGCUUCAGUGAUGGAGGACAGUUUCAGUCGAUAGACUCUGCGGUUUCUAGGGUUCGUUUGAUGGUUUCUGAAGGUGCUGAUAUAAUUGAUAUCGGAGCACAGUCCACUAGGCCAAUGGCGUCGAGGAUUUCUUGUCAAGAAGAGCUGGAGCGGCUGAUUCCGGUUUUGGAGGCUGUUCGUGGUAUGCCGGAGAUGGAGGAGAAGCUUAUAUCUGUGGACACUUUUAACUCCGAGGUUGCUUUGGAGGCAGUAAGCAAUGGAGCUGAUAUUCUGAAUGAUGUGUCUGCGGGAAGGUUAGACCCGAACAUGCAUAAGGUUGUUGCGGAGUCUGGUGUUCCUUAUAUGGCUAUGCACAUGAGAGGAGAUCCAUGUACAAUGCAGAACGAGGAGAAUCUGCAGUACGGUGAUGUGUGCAAGGAUGUUGCUUCUGAGCUUUACAUGAGGGUAAGAGACGCGGAGAUCUCUGGGAUUCCUGCUUGGAGGGUUAUGAUUGAUCCGGGGAUCGGGUUUUCGAAGAGGGUAGAUCAUAAUCUUGAUGUUAUUAUGGAUCUGGGGAAGAUCAGGGAAGAGAUUGGUAAGAGAAGCAUAGGAGUGUCUCAUGCGCCUGUACUUAUAGGACCUUCGAGGAAGAGGUUCUUGGGAGAUAUUUGUGGUCGUCCUGAGGCUGCUGAGAGGGAUGCUGCAACUGUUGCUUCAGUUACUGCAGGGGUUUUGGGAGGUGCUAAUAUCAUUAGAGUUCAUAAUGUUAGAGAUAAUGCUGACGCAGCGAAGGUGUGUGACGCAAUGCUGAGAAGGAGACGGUCUAAAGGAUGA
Messenger RNA from Microthlaspi erraticum, 1656 nucleotides. Lineage: Eukaryota; Viridiplantae; Streptophyta; Magnoliopsida; Brassicales; Brassicaceae. The record is from the annotation of a GenBank genome assembly.